UACGAGAACGGACUUGUCCUUCACCGUGGAAGCAACAGAGUGGAAGCAGUACAGAUUGGUACAGAGUCAAGGUGCACUCAUUUGCAGACGGGGUCCAUGAUCUGAACUUUGUUUUUUUCACAUCCGCUGCCUGUUCCGAAGGACCACCGACCACACACACACACGGAUUGGGGGGUCGGUUCGUUGGUGCGCGUUUUGGGCGUGUGUUUGUCGUAGGAAGAAUUUUCCACGGAUUGGAAACGUACGGACGCCGAAAGAAGAUAAAACACGGGAGCAAACGGAAGUUACUGUAUCCGAUUAGUGAUAUUUUAAUCUAGAUUAUUGGAAUAGACCGGAUUUUGGAUAAGAUUUCAUUUUUUCAACUAAGAAGAAGGAAAAUCAAUUCAAUUCCUUGAAAGGGAAUAGUGAGAGAGUGCUAUGCCAAGGUGACUUGUGCAGUGAGUAACGAAACGAAACGAAAAAAAAAGGAAGUUCAAACCGGAGCUAAUUUGCUAAUUGAGGAUCCAGUGACCGAAGCGAAAGAAAGAAGAUGAGUGAAUUUCCGGCAGUGGUGGAGUUGAACGUCGGUGGUACCCUGUACGCGACUAGUUUGGAUACUUUGAAGCUGGAGGAGGGUUCCUGGUUGCGGGAAGUUUUCAGUGGAAGCGCCGACGAUGCACCGAAGGAUAGUCAAGGUCGGUUCUUCAUCGACCGGGAUGGAGUGUUGUUUCGGUAUGUGUUGGAUUACCUGCGCGAUCCGGCCAAGUUUAGAAUCCCUGCAGAAUUCCGCGAGCGAGAUCGGCUACGGAAGGAGGCGGAGUUCUACCGGUUGGGCGGUAUGAUCGAGGCAGUGACCAAGGAUCCGGGCUGUAUCACGAUCGGCUACCGGGGUAGCUUCCAGUUCGGUCGCGACGGGUUGGCUGAUGUUAAGUUCCGGAAGAUUACCCGACUGUUGGUUCACGGACGGGUGGCGGUCUGUCGGGAGGUAUUCGGGGAUACGCUGAACGAGUCCCGCGAUCCGGAUCACGGAGGUCCGGAUCGAUACACGGCUCGGUUUUUCCUGAAGCACGUUUUCAUCGAGCAGGCGUUCGACAUGUUGCAGGAUAACGGUUUCCGGUGUGUCGGAAGCUGUGGUUCCGGUACGGCCGGAUCGGUGAAUGAGAACCUGAAACCGGGAGUUGAUUCCGAGGAGAAUCGCUGGAAUCACUACAAUGAGUUUGUUUUUCUCCGUGAUUAAGCGGGGGUGAGAACCGAAGGACGGAGAUUGGCGUGCAUUUGAAAUCGGUUGAAGAUCAAGCGUUAUCGGGCAGGGGACAGACAGAUGGAACUGUUUUUACUUUUAUUAGGUAUCAUGCAACCGAGCGAGGGAUUGAAACCAAGGUAUAGUGCUGAUUUUGUGACACGUUCGGUUGACUAGUUUUAGUGCAGGAACCUAUUUAGAGCAUAAAACAAAAAUCACUACAUCAAACGUGACAUGCAUCGAUUUCGACGGUCGGUUCGUUAUAACGAGAUAGCACGAAGAAAGUGGGUGGACUGGUUGAAAAUCCCGACGGGGCCCGGGCGAACGAAGAGCCACAUCAUCAUCAUUAUCGCUUUUAUCGCGAUUGCUGGUCGGGACCCGUUCCCGGAACGGUUGCUGCAAAGAGAAGCGUACGGUUCUUGUUUUGGUUGGUGACGGGAGAAGGGGAGGGGAAAAUCAAAACGACCCGGAAGUGGUGAACGGAAUAAUUUGAAGCACUGAGACGGAACAAAUGGAACACCCUUCGUCACUCAGUCUGUGUACGUUCGAGGGGCGGGGGGGAUGUUUGUUUCGAGACCCACGUCACAAUCAUAGGACUGUUCGUGUUUGGAAUGUGACACUGCCGAAGCGAUCUUUGAUGUGGUUAACGAUGAUGCUGGUGUCGAUGAUGAUGAUGAUGAAGAAGAGAAAUUGAUUGACAAAGUGAAAAGCUAGAAUGGGAAGACGUUGGGAUUUUUUUCGGCAACAUAUUCAUUUCAGGAUGUUUGAAAUGAGGUCAGAAAUUGGAAUUUUUAAAAUUUAUUUCAAUGAAAUGCGUAGUUUUAUCUUCGAUGGAAAAAAAGAAUAUAAUCAUUGAACAGAAAAAAAACAUUGUAGAAGCAGCCAUGAAUAUAUUUGAUGAAUGAAUAAUAAAAUUGAUCCUUCUUCAUUUCAUGAGCUGUUCUCUAAGACAGCGUUAAACUCACCGGUUAUGAAGAAUUUUGACCGAUAUCUUUCGAGUUUUGUACCAAGUAUGCUCUGUAGCAAGAUCGGUUUCAACUUCAAUAUCCGAAUACUCGAUCGCCUUGCUGUGAAAUGAAGGCAAAAUGCAAUGUUUGAUUCUGCGGUUGCCCGCUUGUUGCAAUUCCUCCGCCUUAUCCAACAAUUCGAUCAAAUCGAUGAAUAACAAAAUUAGAGUUACUCUUCAAUUUAAUACACUGAAACCUCUAUUUACGAACUCUUUUUUACGUCCUGUUUGAUAUAUGCAACUUUAAUACGAAUUGAAUCCGAAAAAACGUACUCUUUUUGCACGAAAGUUCGUAACAAAAUUUUAAUACCCACAGUAUAAUAUGAAGUUGUAUACAAUUUAACAUAUUCUAAGCAAACUGUUUGCUAAUAAAAGUUGGGUAUUUUCAGAAUGAAGGUUGACGAGUGUAUGACGGAAAUCGAUGUCUGAGGCCAUUUAGAAAACCAGUGUGGCGACUUUCUGUUUAGAUAAAAUCUAAAUAACCUCAACAAUAAGGGUAUUUUCGGAAUGAUGCUGACGAGUACAUGACAGAAAUCGAUGUCUAGAGCCAUUUUGAAACUUAGGAUGGCGACAUCCGGUUUAGAUAAAUUCAAAAUGAGAAUUUUUGGAAUGAGGGUGAACAGUAGAUGACGCAAAUCGAUGUCUGAAGCCAUUUUGAAAUCCAAGAUGGCGCAUACCAGUUCAAAUAUUUCUCUAGCCUCAAAAAUAUUCGCGAAUUUGAAAUGGGACAAUUAUAUAAUAGGUAUAUAUAUAUAUAUAAUUCACGCAAAAAACUGUAUUAAUCAACAAUUUUCCGUACUGAACAAAACGGAAAUGGAAAAUAAAUAAUGAUUUUACCCAUUUCAGUUCUGACAACUGUUUCAUCAUCUUGAGAUUACUGGACGUUUGCUGUGCUACAGACGCGGGUGCACCACCGUUAAAUUGGAUGGCUUCUUCUGUUUCCGGAAGACAGAAGAAACAAAUUUUUCUGCUGAAAUCUCCCUAGCGACGGUAGUGACGAAAACCAGAUUAUCUUGCUUCUCUAAAAAAACCGCUCAUCCCAUAGGAACCCCCACUGUUCAACCUGUCAGGCUCUCUUUUGCUGUCUGCUGUUGUCGAGCAGAGCUAGAUUCAAUCAGAUGAUUCUUCUGGAUGCAUAAUGAAAGCUCCUUGUAAAAUCAGUGGUCUCCUGGCAGGGAUUUAGCAGCACGCUGUUGUAUUCUAUCAAAAAGUCUACAUUUUCAUAAAUAUUUUCUUGGGAGACAGAACCACCCAAGUAUCCAUAAGCAUUAAGCCAUAGCACAAUUUUGACUAUACAUUUGUACUAAUGUUGCAUUGAAACUCAAUUAUAGCAUUAACAAUGCAAUCAAGCUCUAUAUUAGCAUCAUGAAUGCAUACAUGCACAGCCGAAAUAUAGGAUUGUCGUUUGCUUUCGAUACGUAUAUAAAGCUGAUAUAUGUACAUGCUUGAAGGAUCUUUACAGCAUGUAUGCUUUACAUGUACAUUUAGUGCCAAAUAUAAAGCCGAUAUAAUGCUAACAACAUAUGCAAUAUAGCUUACACAGAAAGAGUUGCGCACUUGCCGUAAGGACGAGGCUAGGUACCUUUGUUCAAGACUUACUAAAGUUGAUUUUCAAAAAACAUUAUGCAUAUCGUGUAAGAACGAAACUUCGAUAAGGAUAUUCAUUACAAUGCAUUAGAAGGAAGUCACGGUUCCAAACAGUAUUUUUAAAUUUUUCCUUUUUUGUUUAUCAUACCGAAAUGGAAAUUUAAAAAUCGUUGCAAAACCACAUUACAGAAAAUGACAGCCAAUUCAAGCUUUCUAAUGGCAUGACUUUAGUGCACUGGUGCUAUAUAAUAGCAUUAGUACCGCAAAAACGGGCUGUCAAUCUCUGCACAGUAAUAGCACAAUAUUUCGCCUUUUCUGACAUAAAACUGGCAUUAUAUCACAAUAUUUGGCUUAGCGGCUCUUUAGAACUGCCUAUGUAGAUCUAAAGCAGAUAUUAGGCUACGUUAGAAUGCUUAUUGGUUACCUGGGCAGACUCAAAAAAAAUGCGAAUGACAUAGUGACCCAGAAUGAAGCUGUCACUCCGAGCCAUGACAAAGUAACCAUCGAGAAAAAAAAUUGUCUUACUCUUGCUUCCGAACAAUAAGUUUCUUUGAUUUUUUUUUGUCUAGGUUGAUCAAAGUUAUUAUUGAAACAGUGGAAAUUCUUGAAAAUUCCAUUUUGGCCCGCACUUCAACAAUAACAAUAACGAAACUAAUAUAAUCUUGAAACUAAUUUAAAAUUUCUCAACAAUGUAAAAAAUUCGGAGGGGGUCCGGACCUCCAGGACCCUCUCCUUGGAUCCGCCACUGUCUAAAACCCAAUCAAUGUGGAUAUUUUUGGAACGGUUUUGACUGGUAAACGCCAAAUAUCGAUGUUUGACACCAUUCUUAAGAUGGCAGUUUCUGGUUAAGCGGAAUUUCCUAAAACCCAAUCAAUAUGGAUAUUGGGCGGAGUGGGCUCGAUGAAUGCAUAAUAAAGAUCAAUAUAUGAGUCAAUACAAAACCGUGACAGUUGAGUCAUAAAACUGGUAAAAUCUGGGGUAGACCAAAUCUGGUAUUUACUAUAUUAUUAAAGUUAAUUAAAUUUUCACUAAACACGUCAAGCACGUUCUAAGAAUACCCAUAUUGAUGAUAUUUUAAAGAAUUGCGCUUAACCGGAAGCCACCAUCAUGGUCUUCAAAAUGGCGUCAAACAUCAAAUUUUGGCGUGUACACGUUAGUCCUGCUCCGAAAACAGCCAUAUUGUUGAAGAUCCGUCAUUACCACCUUUUCAAAAUUCAUCAAGUACUUUGCAUUCAAAAGUGCUUAGAAUAGAUUCAGAAACCGUGUUAAUUGUACGUCCGAAUACAUUGAACCCUUUCAUGCCCAACUUUUUUCUAAUGCAUGAAGGGUUUUUACAAAACAUUUUUUUCUUGAAAAGCCUUUUUCAUAAAGAUAGGUGCUUUCCUCGAAGUGCUGCCCAGUCAAAAAGGGCAAGUUGCUGGCUAACGGGGGGCUAUUUGCCAACUCGAAUGCGCUAAUUGCCCUUCAAUUUGCCAGCAAAUUGCUGGCAAUUAGGAGGCUAUUUCAAAUGCAACAUUUGGGAUUCAUUAUCUACUCACAUAAAGUUAUCACUACACUAGGUAAUCACCACCAAACUAUAGGAAGAAUCAAUAGUAAAAUUGACAUUGCCACCAAAACUUAUCACAAUCUGACUUUUAUUAAGAGUUUAGGUCAGAUAUCUUGUUCCACUAUAUUUACACACGAUUCCACAAUUUUCCACAUUCGUUGGCUAAAUGAAGUGCACUAGACAAACAAAAUACAAGCGAGAACACGCCAAUCGUUUAAAAAAAAACUAUUUUAAGCUUAAGCCAAACAUGAACCGCCAUGUUUGAAAAACGCAAAAUCAACCAAGUCCUUUUCAGCCGCCAGAAAAUUUGUCUAAGUAUUGAAAUUGCCUUUAAAUCGCAUUCGCAAAUUGCAUUUGUUCCUAGGGGCAAUUAGCACAGGCGAGUUGAGUUAAACGUCAAACUGUUUAAAUCGCCUGACCAUGUUCGUCCGCAUUUUUUUUGACAGGGUGGAAGCUGCUGAAUUUUUACCUUCCAAUGCUCAAUACAGUUCUCCUAGAAUAUUUACAAUAGUCCAAUUGCAUGAAAAACUUAGCCAAAGACAAUCCAAAUUGAUAGGUUUUAUCAGUUUUUAAUAAUAUUGCAACAUAACGAAGAUAUAUGUAAAAUUCAUUUUCCGUCGUCAACAUAAACUGUCCCUGGCAGCACUGCUCCAUCGGAAUCAAAAUAGAUUGUUUGCAAUAACUUCAGUUCUAGAGCUGAUCCUUGUAACUGUUAUUACUCAACUGAAAGGCAAUAGUCACAUUUGUUAGCAUUACUUGUUUUUGUGAGCAAAUCUUGCCUCAAUCAGAAGUUAUAGCUGUUUAAAAACGUAGUUGUUCCCAAACAACAUGGGCAUGAAUGGGUUAAGCGCCUGCCUGAUUAAUUUUGACUAUCGCAAGUAUUUUUGCUUCAUGAAAAGUGUUGAUGUUUACAUUUCGUGCGCACAGUUUUCUCUUUCUCUCUCUAUCUAAGGUUUUACCAAUAGCUUUAGGCUGGGAACCAUUUGGCGAAAUUUUUAACUUUUGGACACUUCGGAAGUUAUUUGCAAAAUACCCCUGCUCUGGAACAUGAUUAAAAUUGAUAGAGCGAUAGUGGAAUUUGACACCUCGAUAGUUAAAAUUUUGUACAUGGUGCAGAAUAAAAAGGUGGAAACAUUUUCUGUACCUAAUCGAGGUUGUCAAUAUUUUUUAAUUCAAAAUUAAGGGAUAAAGAUAAAAACGAUAAUGUGUUGUGUCAAGCUUUGUUUGGGUUAUUCCAUGAUGUGGAUGUUUACGUUUCGAGGCUAUAGCUUUCAUACUUAACGUAAUAACAAAAAAAACUGAUUUAAAAAUAUCGAAAAAUGUUCACACCUAUACCAAUUUGAGGUCAUCGCAGCUGUCAUUUGUUAAUCCUAAUAACUAUCGAAAUGUCAACUUUCGAAAUGGUUUGCUCUCUUGGUUAAAUUUUGCCAUUCGAGAGAAAAUAACUUUCAAACUGUCAAAUUUUAACUAAAAGUUUAAAAAAAUCGCCAAAUAAAAAUUCACAGCCUUAAUAGGCACGACAUCAAUGGCAUUGUUUGUCUAUUCAGCCAAUGCAUCGUUUUGUCGCAUGGUGGCAGCUUGAAGGAUCCCACCAAAACAUAACUUCUUCACGAGCGUGCCAUUUUUCGACGAAAUGCUUCAAUUUAUCGGUAUAAACAUACGCGCAUCGAUCGCUUUAGCUUUGUUUAGACGGCAGAGAAAGGCACUGAAACACUUCUCGGAAAUGGCUGCCUACAGCUACACCUUCUGUUCGAAUUUUGCGAUUUGCUGGCAAUAUUCAAUAUCGUCUCGGGGUUGCCUGUCUGUUGUCAGUGUAACUUCCACUUAAUUCAUGGUGCGAAAAUGAUGAAUUUCCGACUCGCAAAGUGCUUAGGGUGAAGUGUACGGAAUCAAAUUAGUAUUUUUCGUGUUGUUUCGCUGUACUGUUUAGUGCUCGCUGUAUUUUUGUACUGUCGGUGUUUUGGCUUCAAUUUCGUGUCUGUGAUUCGACAGACUAGGUUCGUUAGAAACGUGCUAACCCUUUAUAAUUUCCAUUAUUUGAGUGCUGCUUAAGGACAUUAUACAAGCGAGCCACACCCGUCUCCCCUGCCUAACCAUGUAUCUGACAUGAGCAAAUCAAAAAAUACGUUUUUCAAUACACUAACCUUGCCGGUGUACCACGAAACUGCUAUUUGAGGAAGCUAGAACACUUUCCUAUACAACCAACCCGAGUUUUUGACGGAAUUCUAUCUGUAGCCCUUAUUUUGUGCGAAAAUAUCAUCCCUCUCUACUUGGGGUUCCUUUUCCAAACACUCCUAUUUUUCUUCUUCUCAUUUUCAGUGCACUUCUUCAAAUGCACUAAAAUCAAACACCACUGCAAAAACAUUCGCGAAACUUUAAUCGUUUAUUAACAAAACUUCAAAUUUUCUGCCAAUGUGCAGAUGACCGAGGGAAAAUGUCCGAAAACUCUCAUUUGUGCGUUUGAAUUUUCACUUCGAAUUCCAUUUUUUCUCAAUGUAAACAAGUGCGUCGGUGCCUAGCAACAAGCGUGCGUUCCUGGCUUCCACAUAUCUUCACCUUAACUUGAGGUCCAGUACUUCGCUGCUAACUGCGUUCAUAAAUGUAGGCUUAUCUCCCUUGUUACAUACAUCUACAUCAUUUGACGAAAGGUAUUCUAGUAGGUACUCACCUCUGGUAUUUAUAUCCGUGCUAGCCCAUACUGUGUGAUGUGCAUUGACAUCAUAUCCAAUGAUGAACGAUUUAUUAUGUUUUUGCAGUACUUUAUAAAUGAAUCGAUUUCAAAAGAUGGAGCUGUAUCCAUCCGUAUCGCCAGGGAAGUAAACAGAUGUGAUUACAAUCUCCUGCUUGCCCCUACCAGUCGAGGCCUCUACUGUUAUUGCAAUGACGUCUCGUUGAAUGCAAGACGGAUAAAGGUGUGAACAUUUUUUUUCUGUGUGUGAGUGCGGUUGACAUUUUUCUUUGAUGAAGCCGAGAAAACAAGAGAAUAUGAAAAAGAAAAGCACAAACAAAUGACGUAGUGGGCCUUUCUGUUGCCGUAAGUUUUGUUUCGGUUCGGCCAUAGUUAAUUUAAUCGGUUUUUUUCGGGGUAAAAAGUGUCCCUAAGUGUUCUAAUCGGUAGAUCCGAGGUGAAGCUCGGCCUUUUCUCACUUUUCGUCGUGCGCCAAAGAAUCAGGAUGCUCGUUCGGAUGUUUAUGUUUACUUCAGGGGGCCCCGGCCGCCAUGCUUAUUUUUUGCAAGUAAUAAAACUAAUACACUCAAAAGUGUCAAAUGUUCCCACUUUUUUCUCCAUCUUGCAUUGAAUGAAUCCCGAAAUUGGAGAGAAUUUUAUUACUCAGUUUAUUAAAGCUGCGGCCUUUGGAGCUGGUUGGUCUUUAGAAUAUACUAACUUGUAAGCUGAGGAAUUUAAACAAAAAAAUUGUGCCCAAGGCUCCUGUAUUAGAGCAAUGUCUAGAUGAUUUUUGGUGAACUUGUCACUUAGCGAGUCUCAUCUCGGGUAUAAACUACUGCAAUUGUGAACGUAUUUGAAAAAAAAAUCUUAUCAAAAUGGAGUCCAGAAAUUCGUAAUUGAUAACUUCCCUUUAAUUUGACUGUAGGGUUUCUAUGGCAAAGCUUGCUUUGCUUUUCGAAACGUGAAAACUGCUUCCCCCCAAAAUAAAAAUAUCUCAACACAAUCCUUCGGACCUUUAUUGAUCCAACGUUGGACGACAUCCAACCGAUCAAUUCAUAUCAUGGAACCCAUAUUCGACGAAUCGGAAGCCACUUUACAAAACUUCUCAGUAGGCGUCUAUCACGAAGAGCCACUUGAAGAAAUCGGUUUUUCUUUAUUUUUCCAUCGCUUCCAAUAUCGUCCGAAAUUCCUGAUUAAAAUUAAACUUGACGGAUGAAAGUAAUCACUUUCGCAAACGGAAUACUAAUUUCUUCCUCCUCGAGGCGGGCGAUAAUUUUCGCACGUUUCGGCCCCGGGGGGAUGCUCCAUUCCAUGAUGGCUACACUACAGUACUUGUUAUUAACAUUUUGCGCUCCGUGCUUUUUCGGUGUAGCAAUAGGUCCUUCUCGCAUAGAAUUUAUUAUUUUUUAUCGAUAAACCUUUAAAUAUUUCUAGAGACAAUUCUGCAUGAACAAAAUUAAUUUUUUUGCGUUUUGCGAGUUCAAAACACCUCCCGUUUGCCUUCUGUUAGCGUUCAUCGGGGAAAGUUGCUAGCCAGCGGAAGGCCAUUUGCAUUAAAGUUACAACUCAAUUUUUGAACAAUUUUAAUAAAUCGUAGACACUAAUAAAACAUUCACUCUUGCGAAAGUGAUGUUAUAAUUUUGAACUCUUUCAAUGAAAAAUAAGCGAAAAAAGGAAUUCGAUUCGUUGGGAAUGCUCUAUUUCGUUCAGUUUCACCCUUCCACCUUCGAUAAGCUUUGGCCGAAAUGGAACCACCUUCUUCCUUAGCGACCCCGUCAGACGUUACGGGAAGCUACCGGGGUUGUUUAAAUGAUGAAAAAUGAGAUGAUUAUAAAUUCAGACAAUGUGCUACGGACCUUGUGUAUACCAAAUUGAGAGGAAUAUCUAAACAAUUACCGGCUUUUUUCAAUUGAAUUGGGGCUCGGGAAGACGAUAGAUGAGAUUCGUUGGAUGGGAAUCCGGUUCAAAGAGCUAGAGCAGGCACACCAAUACGGUGGACGAUAUCUGGUUGAAGGUUUCCAAACUGAUACACUUUUGCAAUCAACAAACAUCUCGUUGUCUUGGUUACGGCAAAACGACACAGGAAGCCAGCGAGCAAACGUCAAAGAAGGUUUGAAGAGUGAUUGUAGUAGGCCGGAGGAAAUAUUUGCAAACAGAUAAAUUAUUUUCUUUCUAGUUGUUCACAAUUUGAACAAAUUUAUACUAAACACUAGUGAGAAACGAUUACUAUUACACUCUUGUACAGAAAAAUGUCUCCUUUGCCUGUAGACAGGGUUGGCAGUUCAACUAAAAAUAUCUGGCGAAAUCUGGCACUUGAUAGCGACCUCAAAGUCAUCGAAAUUUGGCAUAUAUUUUAGUUUUCAUAGAAUGUGCAUCAAUCAAUUUUUUGUAAAAUUUGGGACAUUAUUACCCAAAUUUCCAAAAUGUGUAUGUAGCUGCUUCUAAAACCUACAAAUCGGGUCUUUUUGUCUGGAAGCUGCCAAAACCUCUGGCUGUGUCAAAUAAAUCUGGCAUAAUGGCAUCCCUGCCUGUAGAACGAAGUAGAACACGCACACAAUCUCGCAUUAACUCAACUACACAUGUAUUACUACCUAGAUGAAGAGAAAAAAAGGUGGAAACAUUUGACGCUUUUGAGUGGAUUAGUUUUAUACUUGCGAAAAAAUUAAACAUGGCGUCCGGGGCCUUGGAAGUAAACAUAAACAUCCGGACGAGUAUCUUGAUUCUGUGGCAUACGAUGAAAAAAGAGAAAAGGGCCGAGCUUCACCUCGGAUCUUCUAUUUAUCCCGAAAAUACCGAUAAAACAUAAUUAUGGCCAAACCGAAACAAAACUUAUGGCAACAGAGGAAGCCCACAACGUCUUUUGUUUAUGUUUUUCUUCUUCAUAUCCUCCACCUGCAUAGAAAAAAAAUGUGCCCACCUGUACCCGUCUUGGAUUAGUACAUUAUCGAACUGUCAAAAUUCCUCAUUUAGAUAUAUCUCGAAUACUUUUUCAAAUAGGUGUAUCUAUCAAUGAAAUUCUCAUUAUUUAUUUUCGCUUCCGUUAAUUGAUCUAUCUAUCAAUACAAGUUGCCGAAAAAUCAGCAAUUUGAAUUGAACUUGUUUGACAGAUUCGUUUUGCUGAAAAUUUAGUAAUUCAAAUUGUCAAAUUGACAGCGCAAUUGCCGGAUUCUCAG
Molecule: messenger RNA, 11199 nt
Organism: Topomyia yanbarensis
Lineage: Eukaryota; Metazoa; Arthropoda; Insecta; Diptera; Culicidae
Gene: Ktl
Product: BTB/POZ domain-containing protein KCTD8
Exons: 1
Coding region: 530-1216 (228 amino acids)
Biological process (GO): protein homooligomerization
Source: RefSeq, a predicted model, not a curated record